This is a messenger RNA of Rosa chinensis, 975 nucleotides long. RefSeq lists its product as uncharacterized. The transcript has 2 exons. NCBI's taxonomy places the organism in Eukaryota, Viridiplantae, Streptophyta, Magnoliopsida, Rosales, Rosaceae. The coding region runs from base 1 to 975 and encodes 324 amino acids. The record is from RefSeq and is a predicted model, not a curated record.
AUGGCGGCUUCUACCUCUGCUGCACCAAGGGCGAUCUGUCCUUGGCCCUUUCUGAAUCUGCCGUCGGCCACGGAGAAGCCUUCGCCACCUUUGGCACAGGCCGCCACACCGAAGACCUUCGCUUCUGUUCUUUCUGGGUCUGUUGAGUCCACGGUGGCUCUUAGCCAACUACCUACUCCAGUCAUUCGUGGUGAUAUGACUUAUGUCAAGAUUAAUGAAGCGCUGUAUCAGGAACAGUUGAAAACUUUCAAGACUAAUUUGAUUGGUCGACUACUUCAGCGUAAGGGAUCGGCUCCAUUGAAACUUCAUGAUUUGAAAACCUCUCUUACUGCUCUUUGGGACACCUCAUCACCAUGGCGGUUGGUUCCUUUAGGGAGGGGCUAUUUUGAUAUUCACUUUGCUACAGAGGAAGACAUGCGGAGAGUUUGGGGUGGACUUCCUAAUUUCAAGCCAGGGGACACUCUCCCUCAGACCCAUUCCCAAAAAUGGGUUAGGUUUUAUGGAUUGAGUCAAGAUUACUGGCACCCGCAGCAUCUAAUAGAGAUUGCUCGUGGAGUAGGCACACCUUUGCAAUUGGACAGGGCAACUAAAGAAAGAGAAUUUGGCUACUUUGCUAGGGUUCUUGUGGAUGUUGAUCUAGCAGGUGAUUUUCCAUCUACACUGAUGGUUGAAAGAGAAUCUCAUGGUUUUCCGAUUGAGGUUAUUUAUGAAAAUAUGUUUGAGAAUUGUGGGAUUGUUGGACACACAAUGGAUCGAUGUGAACACCUUAUUAAAGAGCAGGCUAAAGCUUCUGCUUAUUCCAAGGGGGUUUUUGGUAGUGAACGCCCAAUGCCCAAGGUUCGGCAAGAGUAUAGAGUCAAGGCCAAACACCAAGUUCCGCUGUGUUCUCCUGAUAUUGCAGAACAACCUAUUAUUGAUGAUCAUUCUAAGAAGGAUGCCGAAAUUGCAAAGUUUGCUGACAAUGUUAUUCAAUAG